UGGGAGGGAGCAUGUGUGAGUGUUUUAGAGAAUCAGACGAGAGUGAAAGCCACACAGAAUAACUGCGAAGGGAAAGCCAGACUUGUUUUUCUCGUUUCUGCAUAUGUCAAGAAGGUAGGAUUCUCGUGUAAACAGCUCAGCUUAGUGCUCUUACAACUCAGCAUGAGGAUUGGUCUAUGUGCCCUGGAUUUAAACACACAAAGCGCACUAAAAGAUGUCUGCAUCACCGCCUCCGGUGGCCCCUAGAAAGCAUUCAGGUGUCAGAGUCAUGAUAAUGCCAGGAGAGCAGCCUCCUCCUAGUGGCCUGCCCAUCUACACAAAUUUUGGCAAAGAAAAGGGUACCAGUGGGGAGUCAAAUGAUACAUCUCUAUUGAAUGCAGAGAGAGAAGUGGAGAUUAUGAACCACUGCUUUGACGACGUGGAGCGAUUCUUGGCUCGCUUGCAGCAGACAGCUGAGGCCCAGAGUGUUCUCAACCAAACAAAGAAGAAGAAAAGCAGAAAGAGCAAGAAGAAUAAGGACCAAGAUGAUGAUUUGUUGACCCUGAAAGCUUGCCCUCCAUCAGAGGAAGAAUUUGUGGACAUCUUUCAGAAAAUCAAGUACUCCCUCUGUCUUCUUGACCGUCUAAAGUCAUCCAUCGCAGAGCCUGAUGCACCAGAGCUGCUGCAUCCCAUCUUUGUGCCUCUUAGACUGAUGGUGGAAACCACUGGAGGGCCAUCGUUAGGUGCAUCAGUGGUCAGUCCUGCUAUGACCAGUGGUGCUGUUUCACUGCUUCAGAAGCACCUGACUGAGGAGGAAAAACAGCUGUGGACUUCCUUAGGACCUAACUGGAUUUCAAGCUGGUCUGUGUGUUGUGUGUGUGUAAAUCUUGGUUUGAGAGUGUGUUAUGUUGCUCUAACAAAAUAUUCUUGCCCUUUUUCCAGUUCGCACCUUAGUGUGUCUGGUUCUCCGUACUCACCUGUCUUCCUGGAUGGGUGGCAGCCUCAGGCCUAUAACUCAACUGGCCAGCUUAUUGAAGAUCCCAUCACGUCACAGCACAAACAAGAUGCUUUCAGGGAAAGUAGGCAGGCGCAGACUUUACAUGACCAAGCUCGAAGGACAGCGGAGGGCCAUGGUGCAGGCACUGAUGAAGUAGAAGGAAAUGGGCUCCCACCAGAGGGUGAGAGACUUUACUGCUGCAGUUAUGACUUUGUGGCGAGAAACAGCAGUGAGCUUUCUGUGCUACAAGGAGAAACACUAGAGGUUAUUGAGUCAUCAAAGAGAUGGUGGAAGUGUCGGAAUCGCUUUGACCAGAUCGGAUUUGUCCCCUCCAAUAUCCUGGAGCCUCUGUCUGCACUGAAUAACACUGGGAGAGACAUCCCAGUGGUACGCAGAGAGUCACAGAAGACGCCUAUUUACCCUCGGACAAAGUACUUCUCAUAUGCUCCACCAAGCCAAGUUGGGACCAAUCCUACCGCUACAAGCCAAAUGCGACCACAGAGUAUGGUUUUACCAUCUACAACAAUGAAGGAACAAAACAGUGAGCGAGUCCUAAAAAUGAAUGAUGAGCUUUUUCGGCGGUUAGCUGGGAAAAGAGACUCGGUCCGUCCGCUGGUGGUUCCCCGCACCGCUGACACCUCUUCUCCCCUGAACUACCAAUCACCGUCUGCCGAGGUGGAGGCCUGGCUCACCGCCAAAGGCUUCAGUCAGCAGACAGUUCAGAGUCUGGGCAUUUUAAAUGGAGCACAGCUUUUUUCCCUGAACAAGGAGGAGCUCCGCACUGUGUCACCAGAGGAAGGUGCAAGAGUCUACAGCCAAAUUAUGGUGCAGAAGGCCCUUCUCGAGGAUGUGCACAAAGCCUCGGAACUAGAAACGGUGAUGGAGAAACAAAAGCUGAAGAUUGACCUGAAAUCCGAGAGUGAUGUAAUGUGACGGUGAUAUUAAAGAUUCGGAUGAUCAAUGGAGAUACCUGUGGUAUUGCAUUUACUGGAUGCACAAAGUGAUGUUGCAGAUGGGUUUUAAUCGUUUAUUCAUACAUGCUGUUAUAUCUAGUAUGUGCUACAGAUCUAGCAGCAAAAGCGCACUGUAAAGCUAGCUAGAGUGAGUAAGUAAAGCUCACUCACUAAUACUGUGAUUAACAUUGGGACUAUUAUGUACUAUAGAUUUUUACAUGUUUUAAACUUUAACUUCUCGCAAGAGUUUUACUUAAAGGUCCAAUGACAUGGUGCUCUUUGGAUGCUUUUAUAUAGACCUUAGUGGUCCCCUAAUACUGUAUCUGAAGUCUCUUUUAUAUAGACCUUAGUGGUCCCCUAAUACUGU
Messenger RNA from Perca fluviatilis (European perch), 2296 nucleotides. RefSeq names its product eps8 like 1a (gene eps8l1a). The coding region runs from base 215 to 1909 and encodes 564 amino acids. Gene Ontology annotation, biological process: regulation of Rho protein signal transduction; positive regulation of ruffle assembly; Rho protein signal transduction. The record is from RefSeq and is a predicted model, not a curated record. The transcript is spliced from 13 exons. Lineage: Eukaryota; Metazoa; Chordata; Actinopteri; Perciformes; Percidae. Gene Ontology annotation, molecular function: actin binding. Gene Ontology annotation, cellular component: plasma membrane; ruffle membrane; vesicle.